Messenger RNA from Pogonomyrmex barbatus (red harvester ant), 2572 nucleotides. RefSeq names its product pre-mRNA-processing factor 17. Gene Ontology annotation, molecular function: protein binding; mRNA binding. The record is from RefSeq and is a predicted model, not a curated record. Gene Ontology annotation, biological process: mRNA splicing, via spliceosome. Gene Ontology annotation, cellular component: catalytic step 2 spliceosome. NCBI's taxonomy places the organism in Eukaryota, Metazoa, Arthropoda, Insecta, Hymenoptera, Formicidae.
UUGUAGUCUGAAAACCAUCGUCUUGAUAUUAAGUAUAUAAAGGACGUCGUCGUAGUAGUAAUGUACUAGUUGAUUGUUGCAUCCUUGAUAGAUUUGAGUAAUUUAAUUUAUAUGAAAAUAUGCUUGCGCUAAAAGAUUACGGUAGCAGCGACGAAAAUAGUGAACCUGAAAAUGUUGAUCUUGCAUCCACGUUUCUUAAAGAUAAAUUCACGAGUAAUCUGCAAAUUUGUUCGGCUCCGGAAGUCAUACCUACUGGAACGGAAUUAUGUAUAAAACACAUAGAUCCAACUGCAACGGAAGUUUCACAUAAUCCAAAGUAUGAAGAACUUUUUGGACCCGAAGUAGGACCAGAAAAUCCAUUUAAGACGCAGCAGCAGCGUGCCGCGAAAAAUAUGCUGUCUGGAUAUGUUGAACACGCACAUAUAAGCGAAUUUCAGUUUGAAAAUCAAAGACGAACAUUUGCCAGUUAUGGAUAUGCACUUGAUCCAACUGUAGACGGUAGUGCAGAUGAAGGUAGAGUAAUAAUUGGUGCAAAAGAAGCUGCAGAAGAAUCAGGCGGCAAGACAGUUUUCGAAACUACUACUUUAAGACCUGCAGAUAAACGAAAAAGACACAGAAACAAUGAUCCGUCGGACAUCGAAGGUUUCUUGGGUCCUUGGGGUGGUUAUAUUGAUGAAAAACGAGUUAUAAAGCCAAGCGAAGAGGAAGCUGCUGAAUUAGAAGAAAUCUUAGCCAAACGUAAUAAACGAGGAAAACAGACAGAGGAGAAACCACUCGAGGAGAAGACAGUAUUACACAUCAAAGACAGUGUGGAUUAUCAGGGACGCUCGUUCUUACACGCACCUCAGGAUGUAGGCGUGAAUCUCAGAUCAGAAUCACCACCCGAUCGUUGCUUCUUACCAAAAGCGCAGAUUCACACAUGGGAAGGUCAUACAAAAGGCAUCUCGCAAAUUCGAUGGUUUCCACGUACAGCGCAUUUGUUACUAUCUUGUAGCAUGGAUUGCCGAGUGAAGUUGUGGGAAGUAUACAAGGAUAGGAGAUGCGUUCGUACAUAUUACGGACAUCGUCAAGCAGUACGAGACAUAAGUUUUGACAAUGAUGGCAAGCGAUUUUUGUCAGCGGCUUACGAUCGCUAUGUGAAACUUUGGGACACAGAAACAGGAGCAUGUAUUAGUCGCUUUACAAGUAGAAAAAUACCGUACUGCGCCAAAUUUAAUCCCGAUCCAGAUAAACAACAUCUCUUUGUAGCUGGUACCAGUGAUAAAAAAAUUAUUUGUUGGGAUAUACGCUCUGGUGAAAUAACACAGGAAUAUGAUAGACAUUUAGGUGCUGUGAAUACUAUCACUUUUGUUGAUGAAAAUAGACGAUUCGUCACAACCAGUGAUGAUAAAAGUCUACGAGUUUGGGAAUGGGACAUUCCAGUAGAUAUGAAGUACAUAGCUGAUCCAUCCAUGCAUUCUAUGCCAGCGGUAACACCGUCCCGAAAUCAGAAAUGGCUGGCUUGUCAAAGUAUGGAUAAUAAAAUCGUUAUAUUCUCAGCGUUAAAUAGAUUCAAAAUGAAUCGGAAAAAGACGUUCACGGGGCACAUGGUCGCAGGAUACGCUUGCGGUUUAGAUUUCUCGCCAGACAUGAGUUAUUUAGUGUCGGGUGAUGCAGACGGUAAAUGCUAUAUAUGGGACUGGAAAACAACGAAAUUAUACAAAAAAUGGAAAGCACAUGAUGGAGUGUGCAUUGACGUAUUGUGGCAUCCACAUGAACCUUCUAGGCUUGCUACUGCUGGCUGGGAUGGUAAAAUCAAGUAUUGGGAUUAAAAUAUUUUCCAAUAGAUCUAGCCACAAUUACAAUCAAUCAUAAAUAUCAAAGAUAUUUUGUAUAUUUGUAAAUAAUGAAUAUUAAUAAUUAAAGAAAAGAUAAGAUUUUUAAAUGCUGAUUAAUUGUCAAUUUUAAUGUAUGAAUGACGAAUGUAUGACGAUGUACGUGUGCUUUACAGAUUAUACAUACAUAAUUCAAGUUAUUUAUUUUAAUUAAGAAAAAUCUGUUCUUUUAAUUCUUAAUUUCUUUAUUACCUCAGUUCGCCGAUUCCUUAUCCAAUCUUGAAUUGUCACAAUGAUCACCGGUGAACACAUGUAAUCAAACUUGAGAUUGUUCAGUAGAAGACUCGUCAUUGCCAUAACUAAAUUAUGACAGUACGCGAUAUGCGUAACAUACAAUCCAUUGAAUCCUGUUAUCUGGCGACACGAAUAUACUCACCAUUAUUUAACAUAUCGCUUGUCUCCAACCCACCCCGAUGCCAAUGAGUUAGCAACCCUGCUCCACGGAUAUGGAUGUGAAAAAUCAAUAGUGCGCGCGUCAGUGUAUACCGUACGCUCUCGUGCGGUCGCUCUCACGUUUUAGCCUCGAUUGGAAAAUUAUACGUAACGAACGUACUGCUGAGAAUUCUUUAUCCGUAUCGAAUGCCGAAAGUGCCCUGUCCAUGAAAUUCUUCGUAAAUAGUAAACGUUAUGCAGGCGGCAGGUAUUCGUCAAGACUGCAGAUGGAAGUAGCGUUUAUUAUCACGCAAUAAAGCGGAAGG